UCAGAAGCAAAAAUAUCAAGAAUCAGAACAAAAGACUCCCCAGCAACAAUAGCACAUUCUAGAAAACAAGGAAAGACUACCUUCCACGUUCUACAGAAAAUUUAUUUCAGCCUGAAAUUCUACAGACACACCCUCGAUCAAGUGUCAGGAUGGAAUGAGGGACAUUCUGAGGCAUGAAAAGAUUCCAAACAUUCAUUUUCCUUGCACUCUUUCUUAGACCAACCACCCCCAUCUCGCUUGGCUGUCUACACAUAUAUUUGCUCCCAUUGGCCAGAUUUCCUGUGCUUCAUUUCUGCUGUGCUACCUGCUUCCUAUGGCCUCCCUCCACACAUCCUCUCUGGGGUUCAAAUCGUACCCAUUCUUCAAGAUGCAGCGGAAGCCCCACCUGCCUGUUGCAGCCAGGACCUCCAUUAACAGCGACCCACUCCCCCUACCCUUCUCAAGCUCUGGAAUCUUCCCUGUACAUCUUGCCACUUGCCUGUGUCUGGCAUUCACGUCUGUGUAUGUCUGAAUUCUCCAACCAGAUUGGAACAGUAUCUUCUUCAUGCUUCCAUUUAUGGUGACGGGCAAAUACAGGUGCCCAACGAACAUGUGAAGUUUGUCCUAGUUAAUUAGGGUAAUCUGAUUCCUGAGUCCCGUGUCCUUUCACGACCCCUUUCUAUCCAAGAUAUUCGGAAGGUUCGUUCAAAAGAAAAUUAUAAACUCUCAAGAAUUUCGAACAUAGGAAAACCUCCCAACUUCACAAGGACAAAAGUAACUUGGAGGCCGACUUGGUGUCCUAUUCAAUUCAGUAACGAGCAAUGAUUGUGUUUACUAAAAAAAAAAAAAAAAACAACUGCAGAUCAUGAUUGCAAAAUCAAGUCAACCUAAGGGGAAAAAAAAGCAUAUCAUGACACACUUCAUGGCAAGUGGUCCUUGCCUGUUACGAAUUAAAUAACGAUACAAGCCAAUUCAUGCCACGUCUCACUGUUGUUUUCUAAAUUCUGUGGCAACAGAGACAGGCUUCAACUGAAAAGAGAGAGGAAUGAAGAGCCUUCUGCUUCUGUUUUUGCUCUGUGUAACAUUUUCCUCUGCGUUUCCUACAGCCCGAAAGAUGGACCCUGAGGAGAACAUGCACCUGGCACAGGCAUAUCUCAACCAGUUCUACUCUCUUGAAAUAGAAGGGAGUCAUCUUGUUCAAAGCAAGAACAGGACUCUCAUAGAUGGCAAAAUUCGGGAAAUGCAAGCAUUUUUUGGAUUGACAGUGACUGGACAGCUGGACUCAAACACUCUUGCAAUCAUGACGACACCCAGGUGUGGCGUGCCUGAUGUGGGUCAGUAUGGCUACACUCUCCCGGGGUGGAGGAGACACAACCUCACAUACAGAAUCAUAAACUACACUCCAGAUAUGUCACGAGCAGACGUGGACGAGGCUAUCAGGAAUGGCCUAGAAGUGUGGAGCAGGGUUACUCCACUAACAUUCACCAAGACUUCCAGGGGGAUCGCAGACAUCAUGAUUGCCUUUAGGACCCGAGUCCACGGUCGGUGUCCUCGUUACUUCGACGGCCCCUUGGGGGUCCUCGGCCACGCCUUCCCUCCCGGGCUGGGUCUGGGUGGAGACACUCACUUUGAUGAGGAUGAAAACUGGACCAAGGAUGGAGCAGGAUUCAACUUAUUUCUUGUGGCGGCUCAUGAAUUUGGCCACGCGCUGGGGCUCUCGCACUCCAAUGAUCAGACAGCUUUGAUGUUCCCAAAUUAUGUCUCCCUGGAUCCUAACAAAUACCCGCUUUCUCAGGAUGAUAUCAACGGAAUCCAAUCCAUCUAUGGGAGUCUACCUAAGGCAUCUGCUAAGCCAAAGGAACCCACUGUCCCCCAUGCCUGUGACCCUGAUUUGACUUUUGAUGCUAUCACCACUUUGCGCAGAGAAGUAAUGUUCUUUAAAGGCAGGCACGUAUGGAGGAUCUAUUAUGACAUCACUGACGUUGAAUUUGAACUAAUCUCUUCGUUCUGGCCAUUGCUGCCAACGGAUAUUCAAGCUGCAUAUGAGAACCCCAAAGAUAAGAUUCUAGUUUUUAAAGAUGACAACUUCUGGAUGAUCAGAGGAUAUGCAGUCUUGCCAGAUUAUCCCAAAUCGAUCCAUACACUUGGCUUCCCAAGACAUGUGAAGAAAAUCGAUGCGGCUGUCUGUGACCACAGCCUAAGAAAAACCUACUUCUUUGUGGACAUCUGGUGCUGGAGGUUUGAUGAAGCGACCCAAACCAUGGACAAAGGGUACCCACGGAGGGUGGUGAAGUACUUCCCAGGAAUUGGUCUCCGAGUUGAUGCCGCCUUCCAGUAUAAAGGAUUCUUCUAUUUCUUCCGUGGAUCAAAGCAGUUUGAAUAUGACCCUAAGGCAAAGAACAUUACCAGAAUGAUGAAAACCAAUACUUGGUUUCAGUGCAAAGAACCAUUAAACUCAUCAUCUGAUUUUAGUGUCAGUGAGGAAGAAGUACACUCCGGAGGAGUAGAGAUGUUUUAUCGUAUGAAUGUAAACUUGCUUAUUUUCAGUAUUGUUCAUGUGCUAAAAAUAUAUAUAUAGUUAUCAAUAAAUCAUAGACCUAAAAUAAACCUCAAGAGGUCUUUUCGUCUGAACUCUGCUUCACAGUGGAAUAGAACUGUUGUUGAAUGUAAGCUGCCCAACCCGGUUCUAAAUAUCUAUUGCAUAAAGACUCAACACAUACUUUGAGCUGCCUGACUCUUUUUACAGGAAGUUAUGAUGUAUAAGCAAAACUCGCACUGUAUCGUAAGCCUACUUUGUGUUUGUGGACUUGGAUAAGUAAGCCAUGUGUCUUAUAAUAACUAAAUACUACAGACAUUAAACCAAUCUUUAGCAUCCUAUUUUGUCUGGACCUUUGCAGUUGGAGAGGCCGCAUAAACUGCAACCCUCGUCUGUACCCAUGCUCUGAACCCACUGAGAAAUAACGUUCAAUCCUAAGAGCAAAAUGGCACCUUUUUUACUGAUAGAGCAUAUGUUAGCAACUGUAACUGUGGGCAAGCUAGCUUUCUAAUAUCAAAUUCUAGAAUAAGACAUAGACUCAAGUCAUGGGAAGAACUGGA
This is a messenger RNA of Panthera uncia (snow leopard), 3075 nucleotides long. It is a transcript of the gene MMP27, whose product is annotated as matrix metallopeptidase 27. Gene Ontology annotation, biological process: extracellular matrix organization; collagen catabolic process; proteolysis. Gene Ontology annotation, molecular function: metalloendopeptidase activity; zinc ion binding. The coding region runs from base 1025 to 2557 and encodes 510 amino acids. Gene Ontology annotation, cellular component: extracellular matrix. The record is from RefSeq and is a predicted model, not a curated record. NCBI's taxonomy places the organism in Eukaryota, Metazoa, Chordata, Mammalia, Carnivora, Felidae. The transcript is spliced from 10 exons.